This is a messenger RNA of Leptosia nina, 1062 nucleotides long. NCBI's taxonomy places the organism in Eukaryota, Metazoa, Arthropoda, Insecta, Lepidoptera, Pieridae. The record is from the annotation of a GenBank genome assembly.
AUGAUGUUAUCUACGUUUUGGAAUAUCUUCAUACGCUUAUCGGGCGCUCUUGGAGUAGAAUGGGCACCUCUCAACCUCCCUCUUUCGCGUCGUCUGCAAACCUUAGCUGCUACUGGAUGGAUUUGCCUCGUGCUGUUCAGCGAAGCGAUAGCAAUACUGCUCUUCAUAAAACUGAUCUACUCGUCCUAUUGGUAUUUGGCGAUCGUUUACGCUGUUUGGAUGUUGAAUGAUAUCGAUGUGUGCCAUAAAGGAGGUCGGACAAUCCAGUGGGUGCGGAACUGGGCGUGGUGGCGAUACUAUAGGGACUAUUUUCCCAUCAAAUUGGUUAAAAAGGUGGACCUGGACCCCACGAGAAACUACCUCUUCGCCUGCUUCCCCCACGGCGUUGUAUGCUCCGGGGCAUUUGGAGCAUUCGCCACGAACGCUCUCGACUUUCACAAAGUGUUUCCUGGGUUCACGUGUCAUAUGAUAACGUUGGCUGGUCAUUUCGUAGUGCCAUUGUUCCGGGAUUUAUUACUUGCGUUUGGGACCUGUGCAUCCUCCAGGGAAAGUUUGGAAUACCUGCUGGACAGGAAGCGCCAUCAGGGAAAGUGUGUUUGCUUGAUAGUGGGGGGCGCUGCUGAAGCUCUAGACUCGCAUCCUGGAGAAUAUAAAGUUAUAUUGACUAGGCGUAAAGGAUUCAUUCGUGUGGCUAUGAAAUCUGGAGCGCCCUUAGUUCCGGUAUUUUCGUUUGGCGAGACUGACGUGUUCCGUCCUCCGCAUAACCCUCAAGACAGCUUCUUGCGCAAAUUUCAAGAGAAGGUGCGUCAGAUCACCGGAAUCUCCCCAAUGUUUCCGAUCGGCAGAGGUCUGUUCCAGUACUCGUAUGGUGUACUGCCCCUGCGGUCUCCUAUCACGACAGUUGUUGGAGAACCCUUAGAAGUCGAGAGAAACCCUGAUCCCACUGAUGAAGAGGUGAAUGCCCUUCAUGCAGAGUUCACCAAACGACUCAUCGAUCUUUUCGAAGCAGAGAAACCCAAGUAUUUGAAAAACCAUGAAAAAACACAACUAAUUAUAACAUAG